Messenger RNA from Heteronotia binoei (common prickly gecko), 2513 nucleotides. Its product is annotated as interferon-inducible GTPase 5-like. Gene Ontology annotation, molecular function: GTPase activity; GTP binding. Gene Ontology annotation, cellular component: membrane. The transcript is spliced from 4 exons. The record is from RefSeq and is a predicted model, not a curated record. Bases 138 to 2513 code for a protein of 791 amino acids. NCBI's taxonomy places the organism in Eukaryota, Metazoa, Chordata, Lepidosauria, Squamata, Gekkonidae.
GCCAGUGAGAGUUCAGGCUUUCGUCAGGAAAACAGGGUUUCAAGGCUCAGAGAACGAAGGAAUCCUAACAAAGCAGCUGGUCACCACCAGCUUCUCAAAGCAGCACUUGGCUGUAAAGGGAAGCAAGGAGAGCCAUCAUGGGAUCUUUAAUCUCGAAACCAUUGUUAAGGUGUGAAAUGGAAAUGAUUAAGAAAGCCUUGGAGAAUAACCGUCUCUCAGAAGUGCUUGAGGAAAGUAACACCAACUUGAAUUUGUUGAAGAACACCACCUUAGACAUUGCCAUCACAGGGGUGACGGGUGCUGGAAAAUCAUCGCUUGUCAAUGCCCUGCGAGGAAUGACUGACUAUGAAGAAGAUGCAGCUGAAACUGGGGUGGAACAGACAACGAUGCAGCCAGAGAAAUAUCUGUAUCCUAAGUUCCCAGAAAUAACAUUGUGGGAUCUACCAGGAAUUGGCACACCUGAAUUUAAACCAAAUGAAUACCUAAAGAUGGUAAAUUUUAACACGUACGAUUUCUUCAUCAUAGUCUCCUCUGGACGCUUCACUGUGAAUGAUGCCAUGCUGGCCUUAGAAAUUAAAAAGAUGAAUAAGCAGUUUUACUUCGUUCGCACCAAAGUGGAUCAGGAUAUUUCUAACGAGGGACAGAAGCCAAACUUUAGUGAGACACAAACCUUGAAAAAGAUAAGAACAAACUGCUGUUCCAAUUUGACAAAAGAAGGAAUCGUCAAUCCAAGGGUUUUUCUAGUAUCCAGAUGGGAUUUGAAUAAGUACGAUUUCCCUAUUCUGCACCAGACCCUAGCAGAAGACCUGAAUGAUCUCAAGAGACCUCUUCUGAUUAUGGCAAUGCCUGCUUUCUCAAGCGAACACCUGGAGCAGAAAAAGGCAGUUGUGAAGGCCCUCAUCUGGAAAAAAGCCCUUAAGUCUUGUGGCGUUGGAGCAAUCUUAGUGCCUGGUCUCUCUGUUGCUUAUGACGUUCACCUCUUAGUAUCAGCGAUGAAAGAGAUCUGCGUGACUUUUGGCUUGGAUGAAGAUUCCCUCCGUAAUCUUGCAGAACGGAUUCGCAAACCAGUUGGCGUGUUGAAAUCUGCUGUCCGAAAGACUCCCAUGGCUAGCCAGAUCAAUUCGGAAUUUGUGAAGUCUCUUGCAACCAAGGUCCUGCUUGUCACCUCUGCAAUGGUGGCAGAAGAGUUGUUACGUUUUAUCCCGGUUUUAGGCUCUCUAGUUGGUGGAGCUACCUCUUUUGCUACCACUUAUUACGUGCUGAAGAGCUUUCUGGAAGAUGCCGUGGAAGAUGCCAAAAAUGUUCUGGUAGAAGCUCUUGAACCAGUUAUGGAUGCCACUCGAAAACAAUUCAUAGAAAAGGAUUUUAUUAAACUGAGGUCCAAUUUGGAAAACAAAAGUCUCCGAAGUGCGUUAGCUGAAACUGAUAAAAAAUUAAAACUAUUAGAAAACACAACGCUUCAUAUUGCUGUCACAGGGAAUUCGGGAGCUGGUAAAUCGUCCCUUCUGAAUGCCUUUCGGAAUAUGACAGAUGGCGAAGAAGGUUCAGCUAAAACGGGGGUGGAACAGACAACUAUGGAGCCAGAGAAAUAUCCACAUCCUGUAUUCCCAGAGAUUACAUUAUGGGAUCUACCGGGAAUUGGGACACGUGAAUUUAAGGCAAAAGAAUACCUAAAGAAGGUCAAUUUUAGCAGGUAUGACUUCUUCAUCAUCGUCGCGUCAGAACGCUUCACCAUGAAUGACGCGAUGCUGGCCUCAGAGAUUCAAAAGAUGAAGAAACGGUUUUACUUUGUCCGCACCAAAGUGGAUCAGGCGAUGGAUAAUGAGAGAAGGAAGCCAAACUUCAGUGAGACACAAACCUUGGAACGGAUAAGAACAUAUUGCCUUUCCAAUUUGAUAAAAGAAGGAAUAGUCAGUCCAACGGUUUUUCUAAUAUCCAGAUGGCAUUUGAAUAUGUACGAUUUCCCUACUCUGCAUAAGACCCUAGCAGAUGACCUGAACGAUCUCAAGAGAUCUCUUCUGAUUAAGGCGAUGCCCGCUUUCUCAAGAGAACACCUGGAACAGAAAAAGGAAGCCAUGGAGGACCUCAUCUGGAAAAAAGCCCUGAAAUCUUGCGGCGUUGGGGCGAUCUUUCUGCCCGGUCUCUCUGUUGCUUUCGACACUGCCCUCUUAGUAUCAGCGAUGAAAGAGAUUUGCAAGACCUUUGGCUUGGAUGACGACUCCCUCCAUAAUCUUGGGGAACGGGUUGGUAUGCCAGUGGAUGUGCUGAAAUCUGCUGUCCAAAAGACUCCGAUGGGGAACCAGAUCAAUUCGGAUUUUGUGUGGUCUCUCGCAGCCAAGUUUCUGCUGUGUGGCUGUGCAAUAGCGAUGGAAGAGCUUUCGCAUUUCAUACCCAUCUUAGGCUCUCUACUUGGUGGAGCGGUUUCUUUUGCAGCCACCUAUUACAUGCUGAAGGACUUCCUAGAAGAUGCUGAGAAAGAUGCUGAGAGUGUUCUGGCAACAGUUGCUAACUAA